AUGGAGGUCUGGAGCCAAGUCAUUCUAGUCGCAGCGCUGCUCGUUUUUUCCCGCCGAGGCGUCUUUGCUACUCAAGAAGGGCCAUACCUGUACAACUUCGUGCUGCCAGCGUUCAAGAACCUAGAUUAUGACAAGUGGAGCAUGGAUUAUUUUGGAGGGGACCCCUGCCUUCUCCCUCCUGUAGCAUGCAAUGCGCAAGGCUACGUGACUCGCCUAAUCCUGGCCUCGUUUGUCCCGCAUAUCAAUGGCACCUUAAGCCCCUACAUCCGCUUCUUCCCAUAUCUGCAAGAACUGAGGCUAAACGACAACAAUAUGACAGGUGAAGUGCCAUGGGAAGCACUGGGCGAGCUGAAGGAUCUGAGGGUGUUGGAUCUGAGCAACAACUCGUUCAUAGGGAGCAUCAAGGCUGUUGGUAGCCUGCCACGCGUUACUGACCUGCGGUUGCAGAACAAUCGGCUGUCUGGUACUGUACCCGCUGCAUUCAAAGAUAAAACAUGUGACCCGUUUAUAGGCAACCCCAAUCUUUUCUGCCCACCAGACUUCGCCUCUUCAGCACCAAGCAGCGCUGCAACAGUACCAGAGGCUCCCCCUUCCUCGUCCUCCUCCAUCUGGCCAAUUAUCGUCGGGAUUCUGGCUGGCGUCGUUUGUCUGGUUCUGUUCCUAGCUGCUGCGUGGUGGUGGUGGCAGCGGCGGCGGCGGCAUCAGCAGCAGAGGAGUACAGUAGAUGAAGAGGGACUGGAGAAGGACGAUAUAAAUGACCCGUUGCAUGAGGAGAUCCUGGGCCAGCUGCAGCAGCUGCAGCGAUUUCGAAUGGAGGACCUUCGCAAGGCAACGAGCGGGUUCAGCAGCAGUCUGCUGCUGGGGGAAGGGGGGUUCGGACUGGUGUACAGAGGGAGCCUCAGGGAUGGCAAGCAGGUGGCAAUAAAACUGCUCAAGAAAGAGAAGCGGGGCAGUGAAGAAGCGUUUAUAAACGAGGUGAAUGCCAUCAGCGGUGCCGUGCACCGCAACCUGCUGCGCCUGGAGGGCUUCUGUGUGGAGCGGGGCGAGCGGGCGCUGGUGUUUCCGUUCCUACCGCAUGGGUCCGUUGCUGAUUACCUCAAAGGUGGCAGGAUGAGAGACGACAAAACACCGCUGACGUGGAAGCACAGGAGGAAGAUUGUGCUGGGAAUAGCUGAGGGGCUGGCAUACAUGCACACUGACUGCACUCCCAGGCUCAUUCACUGUGAUAUGAAGGCCGAGAAUGUGCUUCUAACGGAGGACAACGACCCGGUCAUUUGCGACUUUGGCCUGUCAAAGCUGGUGGAAGUUGACGUAAUACCCUCGGCUGCCAGGGGAAACAGACCCAGUGCAGCAGUGCGGGGAACGCUAGGCCACCUCGCUCCAGAGCUCUACAAUACGGGCAAGUGGUCUGAGAAAACUGACGUGUUUGGCUUUGGCGUUCUGCUACAGGGGCAUGUGGCGACGCUGGUGGAUGUGCAGAUCCGAUCCCACCCGGCUGACUGCGACCCACUAGAAGUGCAGGUCUUCCUGCAGGUGGCUCUCCUCUGUCUGCAGCAGUCCCCUGCAGAUCGCCCCACCAUGAGCGAGUGUGUGACGAUGCUGCAGGGCACGGGCCUGGCGUGUCGGUGGCAGCUGUGGCACAACACAGGCCUGGAGGACGGGCUGCAACCUCCUGAUAUGCCCUGCCGAUUACUCGUCGCCACUCUCUCACUUACGCUGUUCGUGCGUCGCUACGCAAACGCCAAGCCUGUCGCAAUUCAGUCGCCACGAGAUGGCGAGUCUCCAGCGCAAUCCGAGCUUAAAGCCUUGAUCCCCAGGAGGCGUCUAGGGUUCUACUUAUUCGCAGAAGCCGGGCCGGAUAAAGUCCUGGACAGAAAGCCGUGCCAGUAUAUCUACGUCCCUCCCUUCCCCCGAGGCCUGGGCAACCGCUUGGUCAACCAUGUGAAUGCGUUUGUGCUCGCGCUCAUAACCCACCGAGCCAUCAUCACCACUCCCUGGUCCUUUGUGGUUCGCCGCUUCUGCAACCCCUUCAACAGCACCACCUCCUGGACGCUGCCCUGGCCCGUGCAUAGCUCGUUCAUUGGCGUGGUUAAGAACCGAACGCUGGAGUUUAAAGACAUAGUUAAGUACCAUGCCGAGCGAGGAGCAGCAGCAGGAGCAGGAGCAGCAGGAGCAGCAGGGGGAGCAGCAGAGGGCGCAGCAGCAGGAGGGGGAGGAGCAGCAGGGGGGGAUGGACUGUUGGAGCUGUCGGGAGAAGAGGUGGCUGCGUUGAUUUGCAAUCACACUGUGAACAUCCAUCUGGCUGGCAG
Molecule: messenger RNA, 2309 nt
Organism: Closterium sp. Yama58-4
Lineage: Eukaryota; Viridiplantae; Streptophyta; Zygnematophyceae; Desmidiales; Closteriaceae
Source: the annotation of a GenBank genome assembly